Penicillium verhagenii is the source of this 1035-nucleotide messenger RNA. Its product is annotated as aldo/keto reductase. Lineage: Eukaryota; Fungi; Ascomycota; Eurotiomycetes; Eurotiales; Aspergillaceae. The record is from RefSeq and is a predicted model, not a curated record. Bases 1 to 1035 code for a protein of 344 amino acids. The transcript is spliced from 4 exons.
AUGUCCGCCCAAAUGGAAUAUGUUCGCCUUGGAAACUCCGGCCUAAAGGUGUCCAAGAUCAUACUUGGUACCAUGGGCUUUGGAAGCAAGCAAUGGCAAGACUGGGUCUUGGAUGAGGAAGAUUCCCUGCCUCUGAUCGAGCACGCAUACAAGCAGGGAAUCAACACCUGGGACACUGCCGAUGUCUACUCCCAUGGUCUCUCCGAAGAGAUCGUCGGAAAGGCACUGAAGAAGUACAACAUCCCUCGCAACCGGGUCGUAAUCAUGACCAAGUGCUUCUUCGGCGUCGACGACCAGGGAGAACUCCCUCAGAUCUCCGCCAGUGCCCGCAACGACGGCGCGUGGGUUAACCGGGCCGGUCUGUCACGCAAGCACAUUCUCGACGCUGUGGACGCUAGCGUCGAGCGUCUGGGCACAUAUAUCGAUGUGCUGCAGAUCCACCGUCUGGACCGGGAGACGCCCCGGGAGGAAAUCAUGAAGGCGCUCAACGACGUCGUGGAGAGCGGCAAGGUCCGCUACCUUGGAGCUAGCACGAUGGCCGCAUGGGAGUUCCAAGCUCUGCAAAAUGUCGCCGAGCGUAACGGCUGGCACAAGUUUAUCUCAAUGCAGAACUAUCACAACCUGAUUGAUCGGGAAGAAGAGCGGGAGAUGAUCCCAUACUGUCUUGAUAGCGGUGUCUCGCUCAUUCCUUGGUCUCCGAUGGCGCGCGGUAUUCUUACUCGGCCUUGGGAUUCACGUGGGGGUGUGCGCGAGAACAGCGAUGCUACUCUCAAGGGAAUUGUGCGCGGUCGUGAAGGUGAGGCUGACAAGGCUAUUGUUGGUCGUGUUGAGGAACUGGCUGGCAAGAAGGGCGUGAGCAUGGCGCAGAUUGCUCUUGCUUGGUCACUGAGCCAGCCUAAAGAACAGCCUAUUGUUGGGUUAAGCAGCAUCAAGCGCAUUGACGAGGCGGUUGCUAGUCUCCAGGUUAAGUUGACCCUCGAGGAGAUCAAGUAUCUGGAGGAGCCGUAUGUGCCGAAGGUUGUUAUUCCUAUGUAA